ACACACACACCUCCUCCUCCAAACUUGCAGCUCUCUAGCUCUCUCUCUGCUCCUCCUCCUCUUCUUCUUCAUCAUCUUCAUCCUCUCCCUGCAGGAGAACCAGAGAACAUCUCCGAGCAGACGGACACCUGCCUGUCCGCCUUCCCCUCUUCUCUCCCGGCUGUGUCUGCCCGGAGCUCGGGUCUCGACCAGCGGACCCUCCUCGGCUCUGUGUGCGGCUCGGACCGCGCUGAGGGCGGCUGGAGGACGGAGGAGGAGCCGCUGCUGCUGGUGGAUAUUUAGAUGGAGGCUCCGGAGGCUCACCUUGGGAGGAGAGUUCAAUCUGUGAUGCCUGACUGCUGAUGACCCCUGAUGAUCCCUGAUGACCUCUGAUGACCCCUGACCUCUCUGACAGACACCCCUGAGAGGAUGGAGGGAGGAGAGGAGGCAGAGUCCCUGUCUGGAGUGGGAGGAGCCUCCCCACGAGGACAAAAUGACCUCAUCAAUACCCGGGGUUUGGGGGCUGAGCCUCGCAAGGCACUGCUGUCAGUGUACUCGGCGCCUCAGUACCAGGGGCGUGUGGUGGUUAGCACCCCCUCUCAGCAGGAGCAAAGUGCUGCUCCUCCUCAGUUCCUCAACCCCAGUGCUCUCCUCCCCCAGGUGGCAUCGGACCCCCGCCUCCGGCCGGCCGCCAGCCUCCUGCUCUGCCCAGAGGGAGUGCUGAGGGCCUGGGGGGAGGCUCGGGGAGGAGACUGCUGUGAGACCACCUUCAUCGAGGGGUUGGGUCCGGACGCGUCCUCUGUUCCUGCUGCCUCCACCAAGGAGGUGCUUCUGUUCGCUGAUGGGAAGUUUCUGGAGUUUUCUGGUGAUGAUGCAAAGAUUCACACGCUGUCGUACGACAUUGACGACGACGACGACUUCCAGGAACUGGAGAGCGAUUACUCCAGCGAAUCAGAGAGUGAGGACGCUUUCCUGCUGAUGCCUCCCAGAGAUCACCUGGGCCUCAGCGUCUUCUCCAUGCUCUGCUGCUUCUGGCCGCUCGGCAUCGCUGCCUUCUACCUGUCGCAUGAGACCAACAAGGCGGUGUCUAAGGGGGACUUCCACCUGGCCAGCUCCAGCUCCAGGCGCGCCCUCUUCCUGGCCGUCCUGUCCGUCACCAUAGGGACGGGGAUCUACGUGGGUGUUGCCGUGGCGCUCAUCGCCUACCUGUCCAAGAACCACCACUGGUAACCAUGAUGAUACAGAGAGUUCCCCGGCAGCCCGUCCCUCCCCUGCUCUCAGGUGGAGGUGAGGUUCCUCCGCAGGUCAGCGUCCUGCAUGGCAGCGAAUCGGCGGGUCGAGCGCUCGACAGGUGGAGCUCUCACCUGAAACCUGUCAGCCAAUCAGAUCGCAGGAUCUCUGAGGCGGAGCCAAGAGGAAGUUUGUUUGUUGUGAUUUAAAGAAAUGACUGAAUUUAUUUAAUCUGCAUGAAAACCGAAACAUAAAAUCACAAACUGUCCUAAAACACUGAUUACAGACAUGCUUUUUGCUCUGUUUGUUGUUGUUUACUCUGUUGUUGUUUAUUCUGUUUGCUGAUGUUUAUUUUGUUUGUUGUUGAUGCUUUUAAAUUGAUGCUUUAAUCAAACUUUGACUGUAAAAAGUCAUAAAUUUGCAUUUUCUAUCAGCUGAUCAUUUUAUUGACGAGUCGUUUCUGAUGAACAUUUGAGACCAGAACAUCAAAGCAACAUCAACACAAUGUCCUUUAUUGAUUGAUUGAAGCAGGACGUUCCUUCAGUCCCCAUGACGACGUUCUUUAACACUGGACUCCUUCUGAGUUUUUCCUUCAGUUUAUUGAUUUUUUAUUGAUUAAUUGAUUAACUGAUCGUUUAAUCGACAUGUUUCCAGCCAGGCAGAAGAAAAACGUCAACAUGUGAACCCACCCGGCUGGGAGCGGAGGGUGAAUGACACAAACGCACUAUUAGAUGAUCAGCUGAAAUUUAAGCCCCACCUCUCUCAUUGACCACAGUUCCAUUUCACAAAGUUAGCACGAUGCUAAGCUAACAUGUCGCUAACAUGUCCGUCUGAGCAGCUGGUGAAUCAAAUGCUUCAUAUCUGCAGUAAAACCAGAGCAGCCAGGUGAAACCACACCUGAGUUCACUCAAACAUCUGAUCCAAUUAAUCAGCAGAAUUAUUUUAUUUUAUUAUUAAGAUUUCACUGAAACAUUAAGGAAUAAAGAAUUCAAUCUUUUUGCUUUA
This is a messenger RNA of Acanthochromis polyacanthus (spiny chromis), 2214 nucleotides long. RefSeq names its product synapse differentiation-inducing gene protein 1. Gene Ontology annotation, biological process: synaptic vesicle clustering; positive regulation of synapse assembly. The transcript has 4 exons. The record is from RefSeq and is a predicted model, not a curated record. Gene Ontology annotation, cellular component: excitatory synapse; intracellular membrane-bounded organelle; postsynaptic density membrane. Bases 409 to 1209 code for a protein of 266 amino acids. Lineage: Eukaryota; Metazoa; Chordata; Actinopteri; Pomacentridae.